AUGUACAAUCCCUACCAACAACCUCCUGGUCUAUAUGGCCGAGCCCCCGAAUAUGGCGCAUACCCUUCUGCACCCCCGGGAAUGGCACCACCUCCAGGCAUGGCCGCGCCCGGUACUGGUGCCCCUCCAGGUAUGCAACAAUCGAAUGUCCAACAACCUGGUCGCCCCGGAGGCUUCCCGGCCAAUUUCCAACCGCCCCCGAACAUGCCGAACAUCAACUUCUCCGCACCAGUCAUUCGUUUAGGUACCUCGGGUCCCGCAAAGCCUACAGCGCCAGAGUCUGGUCGUGAGCGUGGACCUGAGGGUCCAGGUCGGCGCGCAGGUCUCGGAUCGACAAGUAAUGACAACCCGCGCCACCAUGGCCGCGACUCCAUGAUGCAGCUCCAGCCGCCGACCCGGGAUGAAAUUGUGCGCACAUUGUUUGUCGGAGGCAUUACGGAGGGUGUUGGUGGUGAUGAUGGUAUUGAACGAAUUCUUCAAUCGGCGGGUAAGCUGCGCCGUUGGAUCCGUGCCACGGAUGCCGAUGAAAAGCCCUGUCGCUUUGGUUUCGCCGAAUUCGAGGAUCCCGAUAGCCUGGAGAUUGCUGUGGAGGUAUUGAAGGACAUUGAAGUUCCUGUGAAGCGCCAGGAUCCUAGCACUGGCGAUGACAAGGAGGAGAAGGAGGUUGAAAAGAGCACCCUCUUGGUCGUUGUUGAUGAGAGUACUAUGACCUAUCUAGAGCAGUUCGUUGCUAGCCGUGGUGAGCGGGACCCCCAGGAACUUCAGAAGCGCCUCGAUACUGCACGCAGCGACCUGAAGAAUGUCUUGUCCGGCCUCUUCCACCCGGCUACUCCGACCCAAAAGGAAGACAUCUCGACUCUCGACAGGGAAGGUGACAGCGAAAUGAAAGACGCCGAAGGUCCCAAGGAUGGCGAGGUCAUGAACUGGCUGAUAUCCCCCCCCGAGAUGCGCGAAAAUGUCGCCAAGGAGAUUGCAGCCUUCCGCGAGCGAAGCAAUCGUCGUGAUAUUGAACGAUUGAAGCGCGAGGAAGAAAUCGAGGCAAUGGAGCGUGCCCGGAACUCGGGCUCGCGGCACAGUCGUCUCGCUUCUCCUCCAGCCUCGGCUCCUAGUGGUCCUGCUGGUGGCGCAAAUGGUAUCCCCCUGGGUGCACGUGAGCGCGGAAUGCCCAACGCCCCAGCAGGCCCGAAGGGAUUCGGCGUACAGAUUCCGAAGGAUUACCAGAAGGGUGUCUCGUUUGUUAACGGCGGCAUGAACGGAGGCGGAGCCUAUAAUGAUCGAGAGGACGAGGACACCGACGCCAGUGACGAGGAGCUUGAGCGUCGUCGUCAAGAUAAGCGCAAGGCUGAGCAAGAGAAGCAAUUCCUCGAUCAGGAGCGCCGCUGGCUCAACCGCGAGCGAAGUCGCACGGCCGCUUUGGAGCGCGAAACGAAGCGAGACAAAGAGGAAGACGGCAAGCUCCAGGCUCUUCAUGACGAGGCAGAUGAGAGGCUUAAGGAGUGGAAUGACGAUACGGAGGCCAUCCGCAAGGCCACUGAAUAUUACGCAGAUCGCGGCGCGUGGCUUCGUAGUCGGGCUGCGUUCCGUGCUCGUGAGAUUAGCAUCGAUGAAGCUGAUCGAGCUGCGGAGGAGCGCGAACUUGCUCGCUCCGCUCAGCAACAAGAGCAGGCCCGUGGAGCCGCCGACGACUUCCUCGCACGCCAGGCACAGGAGCUCGAGGCCCGCGCCCCGGCCCCUCGCGAAGAGCCUCAACGCUUCAAGCUUUCCCUUGGCGCAGCUGCGCAGAAGGCCCAGGCCGCAACCAGCCGUCGCACAGUUGCCGAAGUCGAGGGCUUGCUGGAAGACGAGGAAGAGCCCGCCAACACUGUUCGCCGUCCUCUUAUUCCCAUCAAGUUCGAUUCCGCUGCCGAGGCUGCUGGUCUGUCGGACGAGGAACGAGCCCAGGCUGCGCGCCAACUUGCUGCAGAAAUCCCGGCCAACAAGGAGGGUCUUUGGAAGUGGGAGGUGAAGUGGGAAUUCGUGGACAAUGCCGUGAUAAGCGACCAGAUCAAGCCUUUCGUGGAGAAAAAGAUCGUCGAAUAUCUUGGCGUGCAGGAGCAAAUGCUGGUAGACGUUGUGGAGGAGCACAUCCGGCAACGCGGAUCUCCACAGGAUCUCGUGGAGCAGUUAGAGGAGGCAUUGGACGAGGAGGCCGAGGUACUUGUGCGCAAACUUUGGCGUAUGAUCAUCUUCUUCUCGGAGAGCGAGAAGCGUGGCUUGUCGGCCUAA
Messenger RNA from Penicillium manginii, 2265 nucleotides. RefSeq lists its product as uncharacterized. Gene Ontology annotation, molecular function: mRNA binding. Gene Ontology annotation, cellular component: spliceosomal complex. The coding region runs from base 1 to 2265 and encodes 754 amino acids. Lineage: Eukaryota; Fungi; Ascomycota; Eurotiomycetes; Eurotiales; Aspergillaceae. Gene Ontology annotation, biological process: mRNA processing. The transcript is spliced from 6 exons. The record is from RefSeq and is a predicted model, not a curated record.